This is a messenger RNA of Lathyrus oleraceus (garden pea), 372 nucleotides long. RefSeq lists its product as uncharacterized. The transcript has a single exon. Lineage: Eukaryota; Viridiplantae; Streptophyta; Magnoliopsida; Fabales; Fabaceae. The record is from RefSeq and is a predicted model, not a curated record. Bases 1 to 372 code for a protein of 123 amino acids.
AUGGUCCAUGAUAAGAUGAAUAAAGCACAAGAUCGCCAAAAGAGCUAUGCAGAUCACAGGAGAAGACCAUUGGAAUUUGAUGAAGGUGACCAGGUAUUUUUGAAGGUGACUCCGAGAUUGAGACUGAAAGGACCAUUUAAGUCACGGAGGCUAAAUCCGAGAUACAUAGGGCCAUACCAGAUUAUAGAGAGGAUUGGAGAAGUAGCCUACGGAUUAGCUUUACCACCUUCUCUACCAAAAAUGCAUGAUGUUUUUCACGUAUCUCGACUUCGAAAGUUCAUUCCAGAUUCUCUUCAGCCUAUUCUUCCAGAUUCAAUAGAAGUAGAAGCAGAUCUGACUUUCGAACCUCUACCAAGUCGCAUUGCAGGAUGA